AUGAGUAGUGCCCUGGAGAUGGGAAAGAAAUUGAAGGCUAUGAGGGCCUGGGAUAGUAGUGGGGAUGCGACCAGUAGUCAUGGUGGGCAUCGAAGGGAUUGGUGCUGGAAUGGAGAAGUUCAAUGGAAGGUGGAAACAAAGAAGGUGGCGUAUGCGAAGUUGAUAGAAAGCAAGAAUGAGGUGGAGAAGUGGACAAAUAGGGAACUUUAUAAGAUGGCGAGGAAGGAGGCGAAGUUGGUGGUUUCGUUGGUAAAAACGGCAGCUUUUGAACGCCUUUAUGUUGAACUAGAGGAAAAAGGCGGGGAUAAGAAAUUGUUCAGGCUAGCCAAGGAAAGGGAAAGGAGGGAACGUGAUGUGGAUCAAGUGAAGUGCAUCAAGGACAAGCAUGGCAAAGUAUUGGUAGAGGAGGCUCUCAUUAGACGGAGAUGGCAAUCAUACUUCCACAAACUCUUGAAUAAAGAAGGGGACAGGGAUAUUGUGUUGGGAUAUUUAGAACAUACAGGAAGGCAUCGCGAUUUUGGGUAUUGCAGGAGUAUUAAGUUUGAGGAGGUUAAGGGUGUUUUUCGUAGGAUGCACUAG
Lycium ferocissimum is the source of this 579-nucleotide messenger RNA. RefSeq lists its product as uncharacterized. The transcript is spliced from 2 exons. Bases 1 to 579 code for a protein of 192 amino acids. The record is from RefSeq and is a predicted model, not a curated record. Lineage: Eukaryota; Viridiplantae; Streptophyta; Magnoliopsida; Solanales; Solanaceae.